This is a messenger RNA of Peromyscus eremicus (cactus mouse), 1096 nucleotides long. RefSeq names its product peroxisomal membrane protein 4 (gene Pxmp4). The transcript is spliced from 4 exons. Lineage: Eukaryota; Metazoa; Chordata; Mammalia; Rodentia; Cricetidae. The coding region runs from base 52 to 690 and encodes 212 amino acids. The record is from RefSeq and is a predicted model, not a curated record. Gene Ontology annotation, cellular component: peroxisomal membrane.
CAGGGCUGUCAGUACGCGUCCAGCCGGGUCCCUCGAUCGUCCUCCGGUGCUAUGGCCGCCCCGCCGCAGCUGCGGGCUCUUCUCCAGGCUGUCAACACGCUGCUGCGCAAGCGCCGCUACCACGCUGUGUUGGCCAUACUUAAGGGCUUCCGGAACGGGGCUGUCUAUGGAGUCAAAAUCCGGGCGCCUCAUGCACUGGUCAUGACCUUUCUCUUCAGGAGUGGCAGUCUCCAAGAGAAACUGCAGGCCAUCCUGAAAGCCACAUACACCCACUCUUGGAACCUGGCCUGGUUUGUGUUCACCUAUAAGAGUCUCUGUGCCCUACAGUCCCGUGUGCAAGGCGAUACCCACCAGAUGCACCCUUUCCUGGCAGCCUUCAUUGGAGGCCUCCUGGUGUUUGGAAAGAACAAUAACAUCAAUAGCCAGAUCAACAUGUACCUGACGUCACGCGUCCUGUUUGCCUUGUGCCGCCUGGGUGUGGAGAAGGGCUACCUCCCUAAGCUCAAGUGGGACCCGUUCCCCUUGCACACGGCAGUGAUUUGGGGGCUUGUGCUGUGGCUCUUCGAGUAUCACCGUCCCACUCUGCAGCCCUCACUCCAGUCCUCCAUGACCUACCUCUACGAGGACAGCAACGUGUGGCAUGACAUCUCAGACUUCCUCAUCUUCAACAAGAGCCGCCCCUCCAAGUAACACAGCCCACGGUGCUUAAGGAACGCCUCUGCCCAGACAGCUUCCGGCAGUGUCCAACUGCUGCCCAGAGUAUGGUUCUGUCAGCACACUGUCGUGGAGGAUCCUGCCUUCUCAAAGUCAUGGACCUCACACUCCAACUUGUUUUAUCCCAGCCAGGGUUCCAUUUGCCGAAGGAAAAGCCCCGAGUGUGCACCUGCCAGGUACUUUUGAAUAGUCUAUGUAGCAAGUGGUGCACUAAGGAGUCUGGGGCUUGACUUCCGCUGCUCCUCUGACUCUGGGCCUCAGGCCAUUCAGUUCAGGGGAGGCCCCUUAGAGAAGAGUUUCUUUCUGGUGGGUAUGCUAGCCUUCCCCUGUGCUGUGUAUCAGAGGGCUCUUUGCUAGUGGGCAACAGGUUACAAAUACCUUG